AACUAGACCCUCCUUCCCUUUCCCUCUCCCCCAACGACAGCGAACAUGGCGACGAGACUCAGGAGCCUCCUAGUGCUGGUGUUCCUCGGCGCGACGUGCGUCAGAGCUGAAGAGGAACUCGAUUAUACGAACAUGGAGGAGAGUGAGAAGACGAUUCUCACGGUGGCUGAUGCAGAGACAACGGACAAGAUCGUAAUCCAGCUGUUCAUCAUGGGAGCUGUGGUUACUGGAUAUUUCGUCCUAAUUCGAGAGCUGGGCUUGGCUGCGCUCACCAGAAUCGAUAUCGAGUUACUGGAAAAGACUUUACUGGAACUCUUCUCCUCCCGAAGCGACUAUUUUGAUGAACCGCCAACAUUCUUGGACUACCCAGAUUACCCGGGCCACUCGAGCUACUCGAGUUACACCACAGGCCAGAGUUACCGGUCCUUGGGUCACGGCAGGUCCUUUCUCGGAAGAAUUCUCAGCAGUAUCGACUUAAUGGAUGUCACCUUUGGCGUUAUGGAAGUCGAGGAGGAGAGCUGUAGGAGGCGCGCCGUGUGCGAGCUCCAGAGGGCGGCCUCGAGGAUGCCUUUCGUGGGGACAUUCUUACAGAACAUUAGUCCUUCGAUUAACGGUAUGGAGAAGUACAAGGAAGCCCAGCAGUCAGGAUCUGCCCUGGAAGAUUGCAAACUCCUCUUCGAGUGCCCGUAUUCUUUCUUGGAGACGAACUGAAGAACCCAUAACAGACUACCUCUCCCUCCAGGCGUGAAACGCUUCGACUUUCAGGACCGAGGCUUCACGACCCUUUGUUUUGAUGUGCUGAUCCGAGACUGAAGAUAAAUGUAUAGAAUAUGGACAUACUUUACGUUCCUUUUCAGUUUAGUAGUCUUUGGUAUGUCUUAUAAUUUAGGACAGUUUUCUAUAGACUUGGAGAACACUAGAUAACCUGAUCUGAAUACAGUUGUACUCAAAUCUGCUGUGUUACACGAGUCACAAUUAGCUAUGUAUGGCCAGUAUCAGAAGUGUGAUAAAUCUCUUGUAAAUGACAUUUAUUUCAGUGUUGACGUUGAUGUUGACUGAACGAGAUAGCUCGACAUACGACUUAUGAUUUGUUGAACGUUUGACACGAAAUGAAAACGACUGACUAGUGACAGACGCGUUUUCCUCAGGAAGCUUUCAGACAAUAUUCAUUACAAUCUUGGUUAGACAAUUUCUGUUAGAUUUAUAAUUAACGUAGAAGAGACUUUGCUGAAACAUGAUGAAUCUUGGGGAUUAUCUGCAAUAUUAAUGAACUGGGCAAUUUAACGUUAACCAAAGGCAUUAAACAGCAACAUUUUCCCACCUUUCUAUCCUGACGCUGACAAAAGACUAAACUGUGUAACAUUAUCAGCAACCUCUGUGACAAUUUCAUUUUAUAAGGAUAACUUCAUGGUGUUUAAAUAAGUGACACUUCAUUGUUAUCUAUACAACGAUCUCCAGUUAACUCGACUUAGUCCAUGUCUCCUCAUUCAUCUUAGCUUAAGGCGACUCGAUAACAAAGACUGACAUUCUGACCUGAAGAGAAGGAAGCAGGGAAGGGUAACAAAUUUUGACCUAAGACGUGACUGGCGACCUAAUACAACACCGACAUGACAAGAAGUAAAAAAGCAAUAGAGACAAUUUGACUUACAAAUGUGUAACGUUGUCAUAUUCCUCUAAUUCAUCAGUAGACAAAUGUCUGUUAUCAUUCCACUCGUUUUAUUGUCAUUAACUUCUUGUUAUUCGUUCAAAACAUUGUUAUCAGCGUUAAAGUGUAGUCACAAACCUCACUGUUUAUUUAUCUAUUUAUUGAUGAAGCUUAACGCUGGUCAUGGCAACUCUUGCAGUGAUCGCUGUAGUUUUUUUUUCUAAUUUAUUGUUAGUA
Penaeus monodon (black tiger shrimp) is the source of this 1882-nucleotide messenger RNA. RefSeq lists its product as uncharacterized. NCBI's taxonomy places the organism in Eukaryota, Metazoa, Arthropoda, Malacostraca, Decapoda, Penaeidae. The record is from RefSeq and is a predicted model, not a curated record.